AUGCCCCAACAACAACCAACAGUAGUCUCCAUUCGCCGUGAUAUGUCCAACUCGCUCCACACUACUUCCCACAACAUGACGCCAAACCAACCCAGCAUACAUCCAAAUUUCCGACAAAAGAUUGUAUGCACCCUGACUUGCAAGCACUGUGAUUCCAUGGUCUGUACGAGGGGGAUGAAGGCUAUCUUGCUUGGUGAUACGAGGGUUGAGUUGUUUUCUACAGAUUUACCACCAAACCGAGUCGAGCUUGUUGACAAGGAUUACACUACACGAAACUGCCGAUGCAAAAUAAGGGAUGUUGCCUGCCUCACUUGCGGAAAUGUCAUUGGAUACCACGUUACUCAACCAUGCGAUGUAUGUCUCGAUGCCUGCAACAAUGGCCACUUCCACAUGUUCCUAUCAGACGGUGUAUUCUCAACAGACAGAAUGGGCCCCGAUGGUCGCAAACCUCUCCUCUGGGCUCAUCUGCCACGCGUCGAACGAGACUACGAAGCUGUUGUUCGUGUCGAUUAUGAGAAUCUGUGUCGUUGA
Messenger RNA from Synchytrium microbalum, 531 nucleotides. RefSeq lists its product as uncharacterized. Gene Ontology annotation, cellular component: cytosol. Bases 1 to 531 code for a protein of 176 amino acids. The transcript is spliced from 7 exons. The record is from RefSeq and is a predicted model, not a curated record. Lineage: Eukaryota; Fungi; Chytridiomycota; Chytridiomycetes; Synchytriales; Synchytriaceae.